Messenger RNA from Lutzomyia longipalpis, 3181 nucleotides. RefSeq lists its product as uncharacterized. Bases 446 to 2974 code for a protein of 842 amino acids. The record is from RefSeq and is a predicted model, not a curated record. NCBI's taxonomy places the organism in Eukaryota, Metazoa, Arthropoda, Insecta, Diptera, Psychodidae. The transcript has 8 exons.
UUAAAAUUGUUUAAAAAAUUUGUCAACAGGUGUCAUAUUUAAAAAUUCUUUUUUAUGGUUGUUUUUCCUCUUAAUCAAAAUCAUCAUUAAUCAAAAAGAAAAAAAAACGGGACAAUAAAAUGAGAUAAAGCCAAAUUUUACAAUUAGUUGCGUAAUAAAUAAGAAUCUUACUUUCAUAUAUGUAUGAUAAAGCUUCCCAUAUGUUUUUUUGAGACACACGCACACACAAAUCAAAAUUUAAGUUCAUACAAGAAAUAUGUACCCGCGCAUACAAGUACCAUUAUAUAAUUAUAUUGAUGAAAUGAAUGAAAAAAAGCUCUUAAUGGUGGCCAAAUUGUCCAGUUAAAAUUUGACUCUCGUCGGAAUAGCACUGAAGAACUUUCGGAAAAAAACUAAUAAUUUUUAAGUGAAUUUAAAAUUAAUUUUUUUGUAACAUUUUAUUAAAAUGGCAGAAACUAAUGGAACUAUCCAUUUUAACAAAGACGAAGUGAAUCCUCCUGACUUUUUAAAUCAGGAGUUUUUUGAAAAUGUUCUUCAAACGUCCGAGAAUGAUAAAGCACUCAAGAUAACGCAACUCAAGUUGGUUCCUGGAACAAAACCUGGAGAUCAUUUUGCCAGUAUUAUGUUCAAAGCAAUUAUUUCUUACACAACAAAGGGUAAAACAAUUGAAGAUCGGUCCCUUGUAAUUAAAACAAUGCCCGUAGAGGAGGGUAUCAAAAGGGAUAUGUUGAAGGAUAUGCCCAUUUUCGACAGAGAAAUUGCCAUGUAUACACAAGUUUUACCGGAAAUGAAGAGAAUUAUGGAGUCGAUUGGAGAUGACGAAGUGCUUUCCCCAAAGUUAAUUUAUCAGAGCACUGAUCCACUCAUUCUCAUCUUUGACGACAUCACAAAACAUGGCUAUGAAAUGCAUUAUGGUUUUUAUGAUUUCGAUAAUACAGUAAAAGUUUUAAAGAAAUUGGCUAAAUAUCACGCACUAUCCUUUUACAUGAAUGACAAUAAAUACAACACUUCGAUUGAUAUGCAAAAUUAUGCAACAAUGAUGUCAUCAGAUAUGUUUGAGAAGCUAAAGGUGUUCACCGAGGGAUUUACCUACCUAGCUGAUGAGGUGAAAAAUUGGCCUGGUUACGAAGCAAUUGCAGAAAAGCUCGCAACUCAGAAUGUAACAUUCAUGGAGAAGUUGAUACAACUUUAUCAACCAAAUCAAGAACCGAAAUUCAACGUGCUUUGUCAUGGUGAUUUUCAUAUUAAAAACAUGAUGUUCAUAAAAAAUGGACAAGAUAUCGAUAAGACCAUGUUUCUGGACUUUCAAAUAAGCUUCUGGGGAUCACCUGCUAUUGAUCUCAUUUAUGUUUUUUACGCAAUCGGCAAUGCUGAAUGCCGAAGGCGUCGUGGUGAAAUUCUCGCAAUUUACCACGCAACCCUCACGGAAUAUCUGAAUCGCCUGGGAUGUCUGGGAAAGCCACCAUCACUGCUGGAACUCAAUAUGGAAGUUCUAAAAAGGGGCGCCAUGGAACUUCUAUGGGCUGUUGGAUUCCUUCCAUUCUUAUGUUUGGAUUUUACAAAGAUUGAUAUGGAAGCUAUUGUAGAUCCUUCUCCUGAAGUAAUGGGUAACAUGAGGAGGAUGAUGUAUAAGAAUGAAGAAAUUGUAAAAAUAUUGAGAGAAGUUCUCCCCGAUCUUUUAUACAAAGGAAUUUUAAAAAUGGCAGAAACAGUGGAAAAUGGCAAAGGGCCAAUUCAGUUCAAUAAAGACGAACUUACCCCACCAGAUUUCCUCAAUGAAGAAUAUUUCCUUAAUAUCUUACGAGGAGUUGAAAAUGACAAGGCGCUAACGAUAACGAAAUUCGAAAUGGUUCCUGGCACAAAACCUGGAGAUCAUUUUGCGAGUAUUAUGUUCAAAGCAAUUGUCUCCUACACAUCAAGGGGUAAAGUAGUAUCUGGAAGGUCUCUAGUUGUGAAAACAAUGCCUGUUGAAGAGGGAUUGAAAAAAGAAAUGUUCACUGAAAUGCCAAUUUUUGACCGAGAAAUUGAUAUGUAUACAAAGAUUCUUCCUGAAAUGAAGCGUCUUAUGGAAUCUAUCGGUGAUCACGAAGAAUUGGCACCAAGACUGCUCUUCCACAGCACAGAUCCCUUUGUCUUGAUAUUCGAGGAUAUUACCAAGUUUGGAUAUGAAAUGCAUGCAGGAUUUUUGGACUUUGACAAUACUGUUAAAGUUGCGUUGAAGCUUGCGAAAUUCCAUGCUCUUUCAUUUUACAUGAACGACAAUAAAUAUGCAAAUAAAAUUGAUUUCCCAAAAUACAAAGGGAUCAUGCUUACGGAGAAGACAAUCGAUAAGUUUCAAGUAUUUGUUGAUGGGCUGGGUACAAUGGCGGAGGAAAUAAAGGACUGGCCAGGUUAUGAUAAAAUUGCCGAAAAAGUUGCAAAAAUUAAAGGAACCUUCCUGAAGACUCUGCUGGAAGCGUACAAACCUAAUCCCGAACCCGGAUUCAAUGUGCUCUGUCAUGCCGACUUUCAUAUCAAAAAUAUGAUGUUUAUCAAAAACAAAGAGGAUAUUGAUAAGAUAUUUUUACUCGACUUCCAAAUGUGUUUCUGGGGAACACCAGCACUUGAUGUCACAUAUUUACUAUACGCAAUUGGAAAUGCUUCUGUAAGGCAACGGCGCGGAGAACUGGUGAGGAUCUACCAUAAUGCCUUCACUGAUUACCUCAACCGUCUGGGAUGCUUAAGAAAGGGUCCAUCUCUACUUGAAUUAAACAUUGAUUUAGUCAAAGUUGGACAUCUGGAAAUACUACUUGGCCUGUGUUUCUUACCAUUCUUCUGCUUAGAUUUUACUAAGGUUGAAAUGGAUGCGGUCAUUGAACCCACACCUGAAAUGCUCCUCGAACUACAGAGAAUGAUCUACAAGAAUCCCGAAGUUAUUGCUAUUCUCAAGGAAGUUCUUCCUGUACUCCUCUACAAAGGUGUUUUGGAUGAUUAAAUUUUUAAGAAAAUAAUACAAAAUCUUGAUAUAUAAAGUAAAUUCUUAAAACGGCCUAUAAAUCAAAUUUUAGAAUAUUCUGCAAACUUUCAAAUCUUCUUUCUAUUCAUUUCCAUUUUUGUUUAAUUACAGUAUUGCAAGAAAAUGUAGUAUUUUAAAAACUGCCAUUUCUUUAAGGUACCUAAUAAAAUUUUAUAGUGAACACAA